Molecule: messenger RNA, 654 nt
Organism: Talaromyces marneffei
Lineage: Eukaryota; Fungi; Ascomycota; Eurotiomycetes; Eurotiales; Trichocomaceae
Exons: 3
Coding region: 1-654 (217 amino acids)
Source: RefSeq, a predicted model, not a curated record
AUGCCCACAACACCAGGAAAGCCGUCGAAGACAAUGUCUUCGCGGCUCUUGACCAUGAAGUUCAUGCAACGAGCAGCAGCAUCAUCCAGCCCAACACCCAUCGAAGGCCCAGAGACUCCCUCCCCCAAACGCCAGCGUCUAUCCACGACAACCAGCGAACCAGCAACAACGCCCAGAUCACUCUCCGACAUGGAUGCCGUCAACGCCGCACUUGCAGCUGAAGAACAGCAACGCGCGGACGCAAUUGCGCGUCAAGCAGCCGAAGCAGGCGAGACGAAUUGGGUGUUGGAUUUUCAGGGUCCUGCGGUUGUCUCAAAGACAGCUACAUCACUGCCUAUGAUUGUUGCUGCUGAUUCGUUGGAUGCUGAGGAUCAAGAGCUGUCGAAUGAUGGACGGAAGUGUUAUGGUGGGUUUAAGAGCAAGAGGCGGACUAUGUAUGACAAUAUAGAAGAACUUCCAGAAGACCCGCAUGAACUCGCCGCGUUCUUGGACAAAAAGAGAAGAAAAGAAGCAAGGGUAGCAAGGAGAGCGGAUAGAGCAAUGCAAAAUGCGACCAGUAUCUCUGGCGGCGGUGGUGCAAGGAGCGCUAUGGUGAACGAUCGAGAUAGGAACAUGAAACAUGGCGGGAAAUCGAGGAAGAAGCGAUCUAAAUGA